AUGGCCCCUCCGGGCCCGGCCGGCGCCCACCCCACCUCUGCCGAGCCGCUGUCCCGCAGCGUCUUCCGCAAGUUCUUGCUGAUGCUCUGCUCUCUGCUCACGUCCCUCUACGUCUUCUACUGCCUGGCCGAGCGCUGCCAGACCCUAUCGGGCCCUGUCGUGGGGCGGUCGGGCGGCGGCGAGGAGGCGGGGACCCCGGGCCGCGGCGUCUCGGCCGGAGGCCCGGGGGAGCUGGCCGCGUGGCCAGUGGCCGCGCGAAAGAAGCGCCUCCUGCAAGUGCGGCCGCGACCGAGGCGCCGGCCGCCCGCCCCGAGAGACGACGGCGAGGAGGCGGCCGGGGAAGAGGAGCCCCCCGGGCUGGCGGGGAGUCUCGGCGGCUCCGGGGCCGGGAGCAGCGUGGCCGAGACCCCGCCGGGGACCUUGGCCCUGCUACUGGACGAGGGGAGUAAGCAGCUGCCGCAGGCCAUCAUCAUCGGCGUGAAGAAAGGCGGAACGCGGGCGCUGCUGGAGUUCCUGCGCGUGCACCCCGACGUGCGCGCCGUCGGCGCAGAGCCCCACUUUUUCGACCGCAGCUACGACAAGGGCCUCGCCUGGUACCGGGACCUGAUGCCGAGGACCCUGGACGGCCAGAUCACCAUGGAGAAGACCCCCAGCUACUUCGUGACGCGCGAGGCGCCCGCGCGCAUCUCGGCCAUGUCCAAGGACACCAAGCUCCUGGUGGUGGUGCGGGACCCGGUGACCCGGGCCGUGUCGGACUACACGCAGACGCUCUCCAAGCGGCCCGACAUCCCCAGCUUCGAGAGCCUGGCCUUCCGGAACCGCUCGGCGGGCCUGGUGGACCGCUCGUGGAGCGCCAUCCAGAUCGGCCUGUACGCGGAGCACCUGGAGCGCUGGCUGCGCCACUUCCCCGCCCGCCAGAUGCUCUUCGUGAGCGGCGAGCGCCUGGUGCGCGACCCGGCCGGCGAGCUGGGCCGCGUGCAGGACUUCCUGGGCCUCAAGCGCAUCAUCUCGGACAAGCACUUCUACUUCAACCAGACCAAGGGCUUCCCCUGCCUCAAGAAGGCGGAGGGCAGCGGCCGCCCCCACUGCCUGGGCAAGACCAAGGGCAGACCCCACCCCGAGAUCGACGCGCAGGUGCUGCGGCAGCUGCGGGAUUUCUACCGGCCCUUCAACCGCAAGUUCUACCAGAUGACGGGCCACGACUUCGGCUGGGACGGAUGAACUUUUAAUUUAAAAAGAAAAAAGAAAAUAUCAGAAGAUAAUAUAUUUUUUUACCAAUCGGUAGAGAAGAAGCAGUUUAAUAUUUGCGCUGCCGAUAUUUGUUUCAGUAUUUUUUUUUCCCCAUGAAUGUUAAAGAGAUUGUUCUCCUCUCCACCCUCACAACUACCAACCGCAAUGGUUUCCAUAAAAAAAGGAAACCUGCAGGAAUCUCCAUUUUCCAUCUUUAUUUUAUGUUUUACGUGCACAGUUAUGAAGUAUGAAUGUCAGUUGCCAUUAAAACUUUCAAGAAAUUCCUGAGAGUAUAGCUCACUCCCUCUCUUUUUUUAACACAGCCCAGAUAAAACUGAUAUCUCUCCUGAUGUUUUUCUCCCUUUAAUUUUGUUCCUGUGCCACUUUUUCUUAAACCCUUUCCCAAUUAAUAAUUCUGUACGGUUACCCAUCACUUCUCGGAUAUCACAGUGUUUUCAACUACAUCUUUCUUGAUCCUUAUAUUCAGCUGUGAUUUAACAACAUAGAACAGGAAGGCUAUUAUCCCCAUUUUAUAGAUAAAGAAACUGAGUAUCAGGGAGGUUAAGUGACGUAUCUUACUGCCAGGUGGUGGACCCUUGACAAAACUCCAUCUUCCACUUAUUCCCUGUUUUGUGCCACUCUUCUCAGGAAGUAUGGGAAAGGCACAGACAUCCUUUAGAAAUGCUUGGCUAGUUUGGGGAGGGUUUCCUGUUGCUUUUGAGUUCUAGGCAAGCCUUAUGGCGCUCAGACACCUUACACAGUUGUGCUCAAGGAAACGACUCUGUCCUGGACACAACGUCUUUUAAGAGGCAGUCUUCUUGGCUUGCUAAAGCACCCCAAGAGGUGGAAAUCCCGACUGAAUUGAAGUGAGGGGAAUUACUGGAUUGUUGCAUGGAGAACAAGGUGGCUACUCGCACUAGGAGCAGGACAAGCUGUGGUAGGGGCAGAAUUUACGUAUUCUUGUUUUGAUUACCUUAUUUUUUUUUCCUUAAAGAAAAACCCACAUCAGUAAGAGUUUGCAAAUAGCAACCUCAGUUUUUAACCUAUUUUUUAACAAAGAAAGUCUGCCUCUGCUUAUAACAUCUUAUUUCUAACCUUGGAGCUAGUACUAAAAAAAAAAAAAAAUCAACAUCUUAUUUACAAGGCCCUCAGUUUUUUAUGGGUGGAGGGAGGGCUGUCACUUUGUCACUUUAUUUUUCCCCAUUUCCUCUUUAUACCAAUUAUAAUAUUCAUUGAUAUUUGGAAAAUAGUCUUAAGAAAUGCAGAUAUGGGUAUAACGGUGAUUUUUUUUUUCUAUUCUCCCAUCUGUUUCUGCCUGUUCCCCAUUUAAAUAGCUCAAAUAAAUCAAUAGUUUAUUAAGAGUGUUCCUUUCCUCUCUGAGUGGGCAUUAACCAGAUUAGCAUUAAUGGGAAUUAAAUUGGUUUAGAGAAGAGCACAUAUGCACAAACUAUAUAAAACAUUUAUAAUUAGUCUGUCAGCAACAUUUUAUUACAGGUUUAAACCCAAGAGGAAAAUGUCUCCAAUCUCAUGAACGUUUUCCAUGUCUGCCAAAAUGGAAAGGACCGGACACUCCAGUGUUCUAAAACAGUAUUCUUUUUUCUUCUCUGUUUUGUCAAUCGAACCUAACGUCAUUUUAAAAUAUGAAGUUUUAUUGUGCAUUUGACAGAGAUGCUAUUACUGAGUGAACUAUAUUUCUUGAGAAGUCUAACACGGGAUUAAAAUGAAGGAAAAAAAACUUAAGUUUCUAGGUAUCCUAUUCUUGCUUUAAAUCUCUGGAUUUAUUUAUUAAUUCUCUUUUAUGGGUGUUAAGUAGACCCCAAAUCCAGGUCCCCUUUCCCAGCUGAUCUCCUUCCCUUCUGUGCCCUCAGCUUCCUGACACUACAGCCUGUUUUUCUGUUCUACUUGAAUCAUCACUACCAGCAGCAAGAAAUGCGUUUUAUACUCUUCAUCUUUUCUCUUAUGUCUGUGCUUCUGAUUCUCUCAUAAGCAUUUGUUGGCCUUACCCAAAGGUGGCUCGCACAAGGAAGCAAGCACAUCUAACAAUUGUAUUCAUCAGCCUUCAUCUUUUUAUGUUAAGAAAUAAUAAAAGAACAGAAUUGAGUGCAAAGAA
Messenger RNA from Cervus elaphus (red deer), 3340 nucleotides. It is a transcript of the gene HS3ST3A1, whose product is annotated as heparan sulfate-glucosamine 3-sulfotransferase 3A1. The transcript has 2 exons. Gene Ontology annotation, molecular function: [heparan sulfate]-glucosamine 3-sulfotransferase activity. The record is from RefSeq and is a predicted model, not a curated record. The coding region runs from base 1 to 1221 and encodes 406 amino acids. Lineage: Eukaryota; Metazoa; Chordata; Mammalia; Artiodactyla; Cervidae.